AUGGCUACAGAUUGGCUUGGAAGCAUCGUCUCAAUCAGUUGUGGAGACAGCCUGGGAGUCUACCAGGGAAGAGUGUCUGCUGUGAAUCAAGCUAGCCAGACAAUUUCACUCACACGGCCUUUCCAUAACGGAGUCAAAUGUUUGGUACCCGAGGUUACUUUCAGGGCUGGGGACAUCACCGAGUUGAAGAUUCUGGAGAUUCCAGGCCUUGGCGAUAACGGACAGUGUGGAGAUUUCCAGCACCCCGACCUUGGCAUUCCCGCUCUCGAGGGCCUGGGUGGUGCCAGUCAGAACGGCACUGGCAAAUUGCUGAAGAAGCCCAGCAGUGCCCCCCAGAACAUCCCCAGGAGAACCGAUGCCAAGAGCCAAGAGGUUGCCCUUUCUCCCCAGCUGCACCCGUGUUCUAAGAGCUACGUGGAUCGACACAUGGAAUCCUUGAACCCCUCAAAAAACUUCCGCCGCAGGCACAACUCGUGGUCGUCCAGUAGCCGCCAUCCCAACCAGGUGACCCCGAAGAAAAGCGGCCCCAAGAACGGCCCGAUGAAGAACAAGGACGACGAGUGCUUUGGGGACGACAUUGAAGAGAUCCCGGACACCGACUUUGACUUUGAGGGGAACCUGGCCCUUUUCGACAAGGCCGCCGUGUUCGAGGAGAUCGAGACCUACGAGAGGAAGAGCGGGACCCGCUCCCGAGGCACGCCGAGUGAGAAGGCCGCCCGUUAUCGCCACGAUGAGAACAUCCUGGCGUCUGAGCCCAUCGUGUACAGGAAGAUCACCGUUCCCCAGCCGAGCAAAGAGUUCUGCACUGAUUCUGGGCUGGUGGUCCCAAGUGUCUCCUACGAGCUACACAAAAAGCUGCUUUCCGUGGCUGAGAAACACGGCUUGACGCUGGAGCGAAGGCUGGAGAUGGCGGGGGUGUGUGCCAGCCAGAUGGCGCUGAGUUUGCUCGGAGGACCCAACAGGCUGAAUCCCAAAAACAUUCAUCAGCGACCUACCGUUGCCUUGUUGUGCGGCCCUCACGUGAAAGGGGCCCAGGGAAUCAGCUGUGGGCGACACCUCUCCAAUCACGACGUGGAUGUCAUUCUCUUCCUCCCCAAUUUCGUCAAGAUGCUGGACUCCAUCACCAACGAGCUGACCCUGUUCGGCAAGACGCAAGGCCAGCAGGUGUCCAGCAUUAAAGAUCUCCCAGAGACGCCUGUGGACCUCGUGAUAAACUGCUUGGACUGCCACGAAAACGCUUUCCUGAGGGACCAGCCUUGGUACAAGGCGGCCGUAGACUGGGCCAACCAGAACAGAGCCCCCGUCCUCAGCUUGGACCCUCCCGUGAACGAAAUGGAGCAAGAGGUCGACGCCAAGUGGUCGCUGGCCUUGGGACUGCCGUUGCCCCUGAGCGAGAGGGCCGGCCGGCUAUAUCUCUGCGACAUCGGCAUCCCCCGGAAAGUGUUCCAGGAGGUGGGCAUAAAUUACCACUCGCCUUUUGGCUGCAAAUUUGUCAUCCCGCUGCACUCGACCUAA
Molecule: messenger RNA, 1515 nt
Organism: Protobothrops mucrosquamatus (brown spotted pit viper)
Lineage: Eukaryota; Metazoa; Chordata; Lepidosauria; Squamata; Viperidae
Gene: EDC3
Product: enhancer of mRNA decapping 3
Exons: 6
Coding region: 1-1515 (504 amino acids)
Biological process (GO): P-body assembly; deadenylation-independent decapping of nuclear-transcribed mRNA
Cellular component (GO): P-body
Molecular function (GO): mRNA binding
Source: RefSeq, a predicted model, not a curated record